AUGACUAUUGGGGACGAUCAAUCUUGUCAACUGCUUGGGCCAGUUUCGUUGUUUAUUCAGUCCAUAAUGGGCCUUUUGGCGAUUACCGGAGUGCUGAUCAAACGGCGCUACGAAAAACCCAAGAGACGCUGGAGAGUAUGGUGGUUUGACGUAGGCAAACAGGUGCUAGGGUCGCUGAUCAUGCAUUUCCUAAACGUUGGGAUCAGUAUCUUGAAGCAAGGCGAUCGAACCUUUUUUGAAAUCGGUUUUGAAGAUGCCACCAGAGACGAUUCUGGCGGCGACCAGUGCGAUUGGUAUUUUCUCAAUCUGCUGAUGGACACUACGGCCGGGACACUAGUGCUGUGGCUGAUACUGCGACUCCUGGAAAACGGGUUUACGAAGCUUGGAGUGGAAAAUAUUGAGAGUGGGAACUACUACGCGGAAGUGGACCCUGAGCGGGCUACGGAAGAGGCCCAGCAAUCUCCAGUGCAUCGCGAUCCUCUCUUUAGCGCGUUCGGCAAACAACUCAUGGUCUUUGUGUGCGGAUUGUCGCUGGCCAAAAUCUGUGUUUUUUUGAUCUUGACCUAUUUCGAGGUCCUGGCCGUUUGGUUCGCUAAGCUGGCGUUGGGCUGGUCCAACCCGUGGCCCAAUUUCCAAAUAUUCCUAGUCAUGUUUGUGUUUCCAGUGCUUCUCAACUGUUUCCAGUACUUCUGCGUUGAUAGCAUUAUCAAGUUGCAUCCCAAGACUAUGUCGUCGAGCGAGCUCGAGAAUUUCGAGGCUGACCAAAGGGCAGCUCAGUCGACAGUUUUCAAGUCAGCCUACGGCGCUACUUCCUAG
This is a messenger RNA of Lachancea nothofagi CBS 11611, 816 nucleotides long. Lineage: Eukaryota; Fungi; Ascomycota; Saccharomycetes; Saccharomycetales; Saccharomycetaceae. The record is from the annotation of a GenBank genome assembly.